AUGAGCUGUGCAAAAGGUAAUACUCAAAGAACCAGACCACAAAAGCACCAAAACAGAACAGCAUUUAAAAAUGAUCUCCACGAUACAAGUAAGAAAACAAAAUUUUUGAAAAGUCUGGAGAUAAAUGGAGUAUGCGAGCGAUGUAAAGAAAUAAUAGAAUGGAAAAUAAAAUAUAAAAAGUAUAAACCACUCACGGCACCCAAAAAAUGUGUAGGAUGUGAGCAAAAAACAAUAAAACAUGCAUAUCACGUGCUUUGCUCAAAAUGUGCCACAGAAAAGAGAGUCUGUGCCAAAUGUUGCAAGCCAACAGAGAUUACAAAUAAUAGUACCGCAGAAAAGGAAGAGGAGAGCAAACUUCAAACAGCUCUUAAAAGUCUCCCAGAACGCAAAAGACGUACAUUAUUAAGGUAUCUUAAAAAACAACAAGAUGGACAAGAAACUUCUAACCAAAAUAUUGAAGAAUUAUUAGCUGGCUUAGAUGAAAUAAAUUUGGAUGAUUUCAACGAUUUUUCAAACCAGGAUGAUAGUGAAUCUGACUCAGACUUCGAAUCAUAA
Molecule: messenger RNA, 555 nt
Organism: Danaus chrysippus (African queen)
Lineage: Eukaryota; Metazoa; Arthropoda; Insecta; Lepidoptera; Nymphalidae
Source: the annotation of a GenBank genome assembly